Molecule: messenger RNA, 528 nt
Organism: Sycon ciliatum
Lineage: Eukaryota; Metazoa; Porifera; Calcarea; Leucosolenida; Sycettidae
Exons: 1
Source: RefSeq, a predicted model, not a curated record
AGUAGUAGUAGUAGUAGUAGUAGUAGUAGUAGUAGUAGUAGUAGUAGUAGUAGUAGUAGUAGUAGUAGUAGUAGUAGUAGUAGUAGUAGUAGUAGUAGUAGUAGUAGUAGUAGUAGUAGUAGUAGUAGUAGUAGUAGUAGUAGUAGUAGUAGUAGUAGUAGUAGUAGUAGUAGUAGUAGUAGUAGUAGUAGUAGUAGUAGUAGUAGUAGUAGUAGUAGUAGUAGUAGUAGUAGUAGUAGUAGUAGUAGUAGUAGUAGUAGUAGUAGUAGUAGUAGUAGUAGUAGUAGUAGUAGUAGUAGUAGUAGUAGUAGUAGUAGUAGUAGUAGUAGUAGUAGUAGUAGUAGUAGUAGUAGUAGUAGUAGUAGUAGUAGUAGUAGUAGUAGUAGUAGUAGUAGUAGUAGUAGUAGUAGUAGUAGUAGUAGUAGUAGUAGUAGUAGUAGUAGUAGUAGUAGUAGUAGUAGUAGUAGUAGUAGUAGUAGUAGUAGUAGUAGUAGUAGUAGUAGUAGUAGUAGUAGUAGUAGUAGUAGU